Molecule: messenger RNA, 4200 nt
Organism: Carassius auratus (goldfish)
Lineage: Eukaryota; Metazoa; Chordata; Actinopteri; Cypriniformes; Cyprinidae
Product: toll-like receptor 13
Exons: 4
Coding region: 551-3424 (957 amino acids)
Biological process (GO): inflammatory response; toll-like receptor signaling pathway
Cellular component (GO): plasma membrane
Molecular function (GO): signaling receptor activity; protein binding
Source: RefSeq, a predicted model, not a curated record
GAAAAACCUUGAUUAUUCUGUUUAGACAUAUUGUACUGCUAUUAUUUUGAACAAUACUGUAUAUAAACGCCUAUGCGUUUUGUACUAGACUGAGACCAUGGCACUUGUAUACUGUUAUUCUCUUUUUGAUCUGAUUGCUUCUAUUGUUCUCAUUUGUAAGUCGCUUUGGAUAAAAGCAUCUGCUAAAUGAUUAAAAGUAAAUAGCAUACUCCAAAAAAAAAUUAUCCUUCUGUGUUAAUAUACAUAUUUAAUUCAUAGUAAUUCUGAAGAAAAUCACAUAUCCCACGUAUCCUCAUUGAAUAUUUGGAGUGAGAUCAUCUGUAUUUUACCUUUCCUUUAGUUAGACUGAUGUAAAAAAAAAAUGGUUCGGUGAGAAAACGGUUAUACAGCAAAGAGGCAGGGCCUAAGAUUUCUAAAAAGAAAACCAGUGCUUUUUUAUAGUAAAAGAGGAAGUGAGGAGAAUAGUCUGAACAAGUGCAGUGUGAGGUUAAAUGCAAAUAAAAAUCUUCUGGAGAGUGAAGGCAGAGUAGAUUCGUCUAGAGUCUCUACAAUGGCUGUGCAUGACUCCAAUUCCUUGUGCUUCUGGUGGAGAUUUACACUGGUUUUAAGUAUCUGCAAUGUAGUUUUUACUAUUAUACAUAAACGCUGCUUAACCAUCGAGGAACAUCUCCUCAGAGAAAUGCCCAAGACUCCAAACUGCUACCGUUAUCCAGGAAAGGGUCUUUACGCAGACUGCAAUAUCAUAAACCUGCGCACUGAUCUGUCAGAGGUAGGCCUUGGAGUUAGAUCCCUUUGUAUUGUCGGUGAUAUUUCAAGCAUUCCUGCUGAUGCCUUUUCACACUUACCUUCUUUGGAGGUCCUUCAGAUAGAUGGGGCAAGACUGAAGAGGGUUCAAUCUGGUGCCUUUUCAGGACUCCCCAAUCUGAAGCAUUUGUCAUUGUUUUUCAGUGAUGCAGUUUGUAGGUCUGUGACCAUGGACGCGCUCGCAUUCGCUGGUUUGUCUAAUUUGGAGGAGUUGACACUGAGAGGUCUUAAGUUAAUCAAUGUAUCCAGCAGUAUAUUUGAUCCUUUGGUUAGUGUAACCAGACUAGAUAUUAGCAGAACUUGUGCGCAGGACCUUAGUGAUAUUUUCUGUUACCUUCCGGAUGGAAUGUCCCAUCUGAAGAACCUGAGUGUGAAAGACAGUGGGAUUUCAACGAUUGAGACCAAAGGAUGUCCAGGGGGAUCCAAGACAUGGCCUGUGACUGUCCUCUCUGGGAUUCAAAACCUUUAUCUAAUAGGGAACAGUAUCACAAACAUUCAAGCUAACUCUCUAGUUGUGUUUCAGAACCUCUCCAGCCUUUUUUUGGAGUUCAAAGGCAAGUCGUUGGACAGUAUUUGGGAGUCUGGGAUUGGAAAAGUCAAUGAGCUGAGUUUGACAGGAACUGUAAUGAAAAAAUAUUCAACAAACUUCAAAGAUUUGUGUCAUCUGGUCACCCACCUUCAUAUUCAAUCCCUCAGCCUCAUUUUAACAUUAACAGACAGAUUGGUUGCAGAGGACUUAAAACAGUGUGGGACAACUUUGACAAAGUUAUUCAUCAAAAUAUCAGAAGUAGGCCACCUGGACUUUAGUUUCUGGACAGGUCAUAUAGGGUUUCAAGCACUGGAAAUGUCCUUUAUGAAAUUGACAGAUGUUCCAUUCUGUGUUGCUGUGAAUGGGACUGUCUGGUCCUUAACCUUGCUGAACCUCAACGGAAACUCGAUUUCACAAAUCGGCAGAGACCAGUUUGCUUGUAUGCCUCUUCUCGAGCAGCUCUUUCUCAGCUAUAAUACCAUAAGAACCCUACAGCUGCAUGCAUUUCGUGGUUUGCGUCACCUCAAAAUUCUCAAAAUCGAUUCGAAUAAGAUCUCACAGCUAACUGCAAUGGAUUUUAGAUAUCUUAAAGCUUUGGAGGUCCUGCAUAUCAAUAACAACCUCAUUGAGACCAUUGAGGACGGAACAUUUCAGGAUCAGCAGAAGCUUCGCGAGCUGACACUGGGUAAACUGGAGUAUAUUUACGAGUUGCAUCUAAAUAGGAUUUUUAACGUAUUCCCACCAAAAAUACAGCGACUGAGUAUUGACGCACAUUAUGGAACUACUUUCUACCUGGGACGAACAUCACAGCCUGAGGGAACGUUUGUUUUGGAGCUAAAUGGAGACAGACUGGAUUUUGCGGACUGUAAUACUACAGUCUUUACAGCAGUUAGAGAGCUGAACGUGGUUUGCACCCUUUUCCUAUGCAAGAAUGACUUCAUGGCACCUUAUUUCCCAAACCUGGAGUCUUUCGAGAUCUCAGGGGGAGCUGAACGAGCGCCUCUCAUUAACACUAAAAUCAGUACUCUGCACCGCCUCAAGCGUCUCAAGCUCAUCAACCUGAGCUUUUCUAACUAUACAGACUCUGGAAGGGUCUUCUGGAACCUAACAAGACUCCAGAUUCUAGUGCUGGUGAACUGCCGCCUGAGCUUCCUGACCGAGAGUAUGUUUAAAGACCUGUCGUCUCUGCAGCUGCUGCGCCUCUACAGCGACAGUCCUCUGGUCCUGAUUGAUGGCAUGUUCGAAGCUCUUCCAGCCCUGACAGCGUUCGUUCUUGAUAAAGUGGAUUUCCACUGCAGUUGUGAAAACGGCUGGAUUCUAGACUGGGCGGAAAGCACGGAAACGGUGCAGGUGAUCUACUUGCAGAUGCAGAAGUGUGUCUGGCGCUAUCAGAAACUCAACUUCUUGGCGACCAUGGAGAAGCUGUGUCAGACUGACGAGCAGUACAUCUGCUAUCUAGCCACAGCUGGAAGUGUUUGUCUUCUUCUGUCGGCAGCUGUUGGAUACCGCUUUGCACGCUGGCCUUCUGUAGUCCUCUUCUUCCACCUGAGAGGAUGGGUGGAGAGGAGGUUUGGUAGGCAGUGGCACAGGAGGAGGACACGUGUCGAGGGGGCUGAUGGGGAGAUAGAGGAGAUGCGGUACGAUGCCUUUGUGUCUUUCUGUACCCGUGAUGAGGCCUGGGUCAUGGGGGAGAUGGCUCCUCGGCUGGAGGGACAAGGGAACCCGAGACUGAGGCUGUGUUUGCACCACAGGGACUUUGAGGUGGGUAAAGAUAUCGUGGACAACAUCACUGAGAGUAUCUACAGCAGUCAGUGCACCGUUUGCCUGAUCAGUCGGCGGUAUCUGCGCAGUAACUGGUGCAGUCUGGAGAUGAAAGUGGCCACACACCGGCAGCUGGAAGAACAGAAACACCGUCUUAUCCUCAUCUUCCUCGAACACAUCUCUCCUUUUGAGCUUUCUGCUUUUCAUCGUUUGGUCAAACUGGUGAGAUCACGUACAUAUCUGGACUGGCCCGAGGAUGAAGGGGACAGAGUGCAUUUCUGGGAUCGUCUAAGGAGGAACAUUGCAGAGGAAGACUCGGAAGCUGCUUGAAACUACACCUGGUGCAGUCCUGCUUGAACACAAGGACAGCUGUCAAAGAGCAAUAGAAGACAAUCUGAUUACUUAUCUUAUCAUUUUCAAACAAUUCUUGUUACACUUAGAAAUGUUAUGAGUAUCAGUGUUAAUUCGUGAGAAUGGAGUAACUAGUUGAUCCCAUAUUUUCAUGCUUUUUAAAAUUGGUCUCUGUAUGAUAUUUAAUCCACAUUAUUAAACUUAAUUAUACCAAUUCAUAAAAUGAAUAAAUUGUACUCAGCACAUUUUUUUCUAAAACAAUGUUGGAACAUAAAUGUACAAUGUGCUACACCGAUUGCAUAUGUAAAACACUCAAACAUAAAAGCAAACAGCCCUCCAUUGGUGAUUCAUUUUUAAAAUACUAUCAGUUCCCACUAUGAAUGUUUAUUUAUAUCUUCAUUUCUACUCUACCGCUAACAUGUUUCAAUUCUUGAAGAUAGUUUUGUAGACAAACAGAAGUUAUAUGUUUGAAUUUCUUUACAAACUUAAAAUUCCUCCUCCUGUUACCUUCUGUUGAUGGGCUCUGUUUUACUGUAAUAUCUUAGCAAGAACAUAAUAAUAAUAAUAAUAAAAAUAAUGUAUAAGUUAUAUACCAUGCUGGUGUUUGUACAAACUACUGUAUUGAUAGCUUGCAAGAAUUUGGGUUUUGGAUGUAAAUCUGGCAAUGCAUUAAUAUGAAGCACUAGAGGGCGCUGUUACACAGAGGGGCUUAUUUUUUUUUCUCUCUCUCUCUCUCUCUCUCAUUCAUGGUCAAA